Messenger RNA from Drosophila erecta, 358 nucleotides. Its product is annotated as immune-induced peptide 1. Bases 69 to 206 code for a protein of 45 amino acids. Gene Ontology annotation, biological process: defense response. The transcript has 2 exons. Lineage: Eukaryota; Metazoa; Arthropoda; Insecta; Diptera; Drosophilidae. The record is from RefSeq and is a predicted model, not a curated record.
CAGUUCAUCCCAGUCGAUUGCCCAGUGCAUUCAGUAUCCAAAACCGGAGAAACCAAUCCAGAAUCAAUAUGAAAUUCUUCUCAGUCGUCACCGUCUUUGUGCUCGGUCUGCUGGCUGUGGCCAAUGCUGUUCCACUGUCGCCCGAUCCAGGAAACGUGAUCAUCAACGGUGACUGCAAGGUUUGCAAUGUACACGGGGGCAAGUAGGAAGCUUCCUGUCCAAGGAUUAAGAAACCUUCGCACUUAAACAUAAUAGUUGUAACCAUUUAAGCUGAAAUUCUGCAUAGCAUUUAGAAUGCCAAUCAAAGAAAUACAUGAAAGGAGAGGAAUUAACUUCCUUUCACACUAAAAAAAACCAA